Molecule: messenger RNA, 972 nt
Organism: Blepharisma stoltei
Lineage: Eukaryota; Ciliophora; Heterotrichea; Heterotrichida; Blepharismidae
Source: the annotation of a GenBank genome assembly
AUGAACAAGUUCGUAGAAUCCCAAGAUUGGCAAGAAAAUAGCUUCCCCAACUCAGACAAUAACAAACGUGCCACACGGCCAAGAGAUUUCACAAGCAAAGAAGAAUCAGAACUAUUCAAAUAUCAAAAACUCUCAGAAGAAAAUGAUUCCUUAAGGAAAAUCAUCAGCCAAAAAGAAUCAGAGCUUGAAGAGUGCCAUAAACGGAUUGAUUCAUUAGAAAAAUGAAUGAAAAGCAAAGUUUCUGAAAUGAACCAAAAAAUCGAAGAUCUCAACAAAAAUGAGGGUGAAGAAAUUGCCCCGUUACUAGAACAGUUUAAAGAAGGGCUUAUUGAGAGAGAUGAAGACAUACAAGAAAGGCUUUCUAUGCUUGAAGAAGAGAUUUCUUUAUCAAGAAAAGGAGCCUCUACAGAAAAAGACAAAAAAUCUACUAAAAAUACAGAAAGCGAGGAAAAUAAAAAAUCCUCUGAAGAAACCCCACAAAAUAAAAGAAAAAGAAAGCCACCAGGAGAAAAAGCUAAAAAAUCUAGGGCUAAGCCUAAAGCUAAGAAACCAAAAGCAAAAGAGUUUGACUCAGACGAAGAAGAUUUCCCAAGAUUAUCAGGAAAAUCGUCAAGCGAUGAAGAAAUUGAAAAAAAGCCAAGAGAAAAAUCUCCUGAAAGGGAAAAGCCAAAGAUAAAGAAAACUCCAAUUGCUGAUAUAAAAAUUAAGAAAAAUAAAGAAAAAUUAAGCGAAGAGGAGACGAGUGAUGCUUCAAAGACAAAGAAGCUGCCAGUUAUUGAGGAAAAAAAUAAGAAAAACAAAGAAAAAUUAAGCGAAGAAGAGAUGACGGAUAAUUCGAAAAGAAAAAUGUCAGAUGAAGAAGCUCCGAAGAAAAAGCCAGUCAAAAGGCCGAAUGAGCCUGUUGAAUUUUUAGAAGAAUGCACAGAAGAAGAUUGGAAUAAAGCGGCUUGGAAUCGAAUACUUAAAAAAUAA